AUGGGCAGGCAACCUUGUUGUGACAAACUUGAGGUAAAAAAGGGGCCAUGGACGGCGGAGGAAGACAAGAAACUCAUUAGUUUUAUACUCAGCAACGGCCCAUGUUGUUGGCGGGCUGUGCCAAAGCUGGCGGGGCUGCGGAGGUGCGGCAAGAGUUGCCGGCUGCGGUGGACCAAUUAUCUCCGCCCUGAUUUGAAGAGAGGCCUUCUUAAUGAAGCUGAGGAGCAAUUGGUUGUUGAUCUUCAUGCCAGUCUUGGCAACAGGUGGUCGAAAAUUGCUGCAAGAUUACCUGGAAGAACAGACAAUGAGAUUAAAAAUCAUUGGAAUACUCAUAUCAAGAAAAAGCUUCUGAACAUGGGAAUUGAUCCUGUUACACACGAACCCCUUCGCAAGAAAACUGAAACUCCAUCUGCUAAAGAUAAUUUGGCUGAUUUUGUUAAACAUCUGCCCGUGUUACCAGAAACCAAUGGCUCUGAUGAGAACUCGUGCUCGUCGAAUGAAAAGUGUGAUAGCAAUAUGUUUAAAAAUGAUCCAUUAAUAAGCAGCCUACUGGUAGAUGAUCCUGAUAUUCAUCAAGUAGAUGUCCCUUGGGAAUUCCCAUCUGGUGAACAGAUCUUCGACAGUGUUCCAUGGGACGAUAACAUCUCGUCGCUGUUGGAUUUUCAAGGUUUUGACUGUUUCGGUGACGUUGAAAUGAAUUCUUCCAACUUGUUAGAGCUGCGACAUGAACAGUGA
Molecule: messenger RNA, 735 nt
Organism: Fraxinus pennsylvanica
Lineage: Eukaryota; Viridiplantae; Streptophyta; Magnoliopsida; Lamiales; Oleaceae
Source: the annotation of a GenBank genome assembly